Messenger RNA from Penicillium antarcticum, 228 nucleotides. RefSeq names its product coiled-coil-helix-coiled-coil-helix domain-containing protein. The coding region runs from base 1 to 228 and encodes 75 amino acids. The record is from RefSeq and is a predicted model, not a curated record. Lineage: Eukaryota; Fungi; Ascomycota; Eurotiomycetes; Eurotiales; Aspergillaceae. The transcript is spliced from 4 exons.
AUGGCCGACUCCACACAAGGAGACGCGCAUGACAAGGCGUGGAAGAAGGCCGAGAAGAAGUUUGCAAACAAACAUGCCAGCCAAUAUUAUGAUCCAUGCCAGGACUUCGCGGAUCGAAGUCUCAAAUGCAUGAAGCGUAAUGGCUUUGAUCGGGAGAUGUGCCAUGAUUACUUCCAGGCAUACCGUGAUUGCAAGAAGAACUGGUUAACCCAGAAGAAGGCCUCUUAG